UCAGACAUGACCUUAUCAACGUUAUUAGACGAACUUUAUAUCAGAACCGCGGUCCGCAACACAAGUCGGUGAAGGGUCAACUAAAAUGUAACAUCAACAGAUAAAGACUCGUUUUUUCAUAUAAAAAAAUCAUCAUUACUAUAAUCGACAUAAUUUAAUAUGUCAGUAUAGUUAUUAAAUAGGAACGGUCGAUACAUACUUGUACAGUGAGUGAAAAAGUUGAAAAGUUAAACACUACACACUGGAAUUAUAUUAAGGAUGAUAACUGUUAAAUUAUCUUAGAUAUUAUAUAUGAAUAGAGUAUAGAAACAGUAAUAAUACUAUAAUACUAUAUAUACUAAUACAAUGGACAACGAUAAGUGUGUCAACGUAAACAAACCCAAAGAGAAACCAUUGGAUCUUGACGAUGUCUUAAUAAACGAGUUGGGCCAGUUUGGAAGGUUUCAGCUCAGAAACUUAGCGCUUCUAGCUAUACCGCUCAUGAUGUCCGCAUUCAUUAACGAAUAUGUAUUCUCGGCUAUGGCCGUAAAGCACAGAUGUCGUAUACCAGAAUGUGGGGAUACUAAUGUAACCCACCAGAUCGAUCCUUUUUGGCUCAAUAAUACCGUGCCCCCUUCAGCAACAGGGCUGUCUAGUUGUGAAAGAUAUGCUCCUAAGAGUAUCGAUAUAAUUCCUGGAGACUUCGAAGAAAAAGACACAUGUCCUACAACACUAUUUGAUAACAAUCAUGUUAUUCCCUGUGACGCUGGCUAUGUGUAUGAGUCUACUAAUUCUGUCGUAUACGAAUUCGAUCUUGGAUGCCAAGACUGGCUAAGAGCUCUGGCAGGAACAUUGAAUAGCAUCGGCACAUUGCUAGUGUUGCCAAUCACUGGCUACAUAUCAGAUCGUUUUGGGCGUAGAUUGGUUCUUAUACUGAAUAUUUUUAACUUGGGAUUGUUUGGUCUAUUGAGGGCAUUCUCUGUCAAUUAUACCAUGUAUCUGAUACUGCAAAUAGUUCAAACCACCCUAGGAUCUGGCACUGUGAGCGCGGGAUAUAUCCUCGCUGCUGAACUUAUUGGACCAAAGUAUCGUGUGCUGGGAAUAGCCACAUUAUCUUCCAUGUUUGCAACCGGACAGAUCGUGAUGGCAAGCGUCGCAUGGCUGACACCAUCGUGGCGCGCUAUGCUCAUUGCUCUUCAUAUUCCUUGUUUUUUUAUUGUAACAUACUUCUGGCUAUUAUCUGAAAGCGUCCGAUGGCUGCUGUCAAAAAGAAAAUUUGAGAAAGCUAAAAAAGUUCUAGAAUCUGUGGCUAGAAUUAAUAGAACACAAAUUAGCAAUAAAUCUAUGGAAGCACUUAUGAAUCCUCCUACAAAAACAGUGACUACAUCUUCAAAAAAAGGCCUUAUUACUUCAAUUCUCCAUUCAAAAAUUUUACUGAGAAGAAUAUGCACUACUCCUAUUUGGUGGAUAACGGCCUGUUUUGUUUACUAUGGACUGUCUAUAAAUUCCACGAGUCUCUCGGAAUCUAAAUAUUCAAACUACAUAUUGACAUGUGCAAUAGAAAUACCAGGGUUCUUUACAGCGACUGUUGUUUUAAACAAAAUCGGAAGAAGAGCCACACUGUCGACAUGUUUCUUCUUCGGUGCCGUUUGUAACCUAGCGUUUAUUUUGAUAUCGCCUAAUCUUUAUGUUCUCCGCUUGAUAUUCUAUCUGCUCGGAAAGUUUAGUAUUUCAACGUCCAUGACAGCACUGUAUCUGUACACUUCAGAACUCUAUCCAACUGAGUACCGUCAUAGUUUGCUUGCUUUUUCUUCAAUGAUCGGCCGAAUCGGAUCAAUCACUGCUCCACUCACACCUGUACUUAUGAAUUACUGGCACGGAAUACCGUCCCUGAUGUUCAGCGCUAUGGGGAUCCUGUCGGGUAUAUUGGUGCUGACACAGCCAGAAACACUUGGCACAAAGUUGCCAGAUACCCUGGAAGAGGCUGAAUCUCUUGGCAAUACUCAAAAUAUGACUUAAAGCAGGAUAUUUCCCGAACCAGACGUACAUUAAGGAACCGAAAUCGGUAGCUAUGACUGAUGAAUGAACAAAAUGAUUAUAAUUAUUUUUAUUAGUAAAGUGUUAUGUUCAUAAUAAUUUAAUUGUAAAACUUACCUCAGUAAUGCUCUAGCAUUAGCCUGCUAAGAAUUAUUCGAUGAUAUUUAGUUUUUAAAUAGUUACAAAAAAAAACUUUACUUUAGCAUAGUACUAGAAUAAAUGUUUUGUGAAAAUAUCUAAUUCUCUAAAUAAACUUUUUCGUACUUCAA
Danaus plexippus (monarch butterfly) is the source of this 2285-nucleotide messenger RNA. Its product is annotated as solute carrier family 22 member 7-like. The coding region runs from base 346 to 1998 and encodes 550 amino acids. Lineage: Eukaryota; Metazoa; Arthropoda; Insecta; Lepidoptera; Nymphalidae. Gene Ontology annotation, molecular function: transmembrane transporter activity. The transcript is spliced from 8 exons. Gene Ontology annotation, biological process: transmembrane transport. The record is from RefSeq and is a predicted model, not a curated record.